Dunckerocampus dactyliophorus (ringed pipefish) is the source of this 2765-nucleotide messenger RNA. It is a transcript of the gene ece2b, whose product is annotated as endothelin converting enzyme 2b. Gene Ontology annotation, cellular component: plasma membrane. Gene Ontology annotation, biological process: protein processing. NCBI's taxonomy places the organism in Eukaryota, Metazoa, Chordata, Actinopteri, Syngnathiformes, Syngnathidae. Gene Ontology annotation, molecular function: metalloendopeptidase activity. The record is from RefSeq and is a predicted model, not a curated record. Bases 217 to 2508 code for a protein of 763 amino acids. The transcript has 19 exons.
CCUGUGUGUCGGGGUGUGUUUGUUUGUGAGAGGAAGAGGCUGGCUGAUGUUGGGCGGGUCUGAGGAGAGACAAGGCGCCGCUGCUGCUGCUCCCACAAAAAGAGAAGACGAAGAAGAAGGACGUACACACCGGAACACGGACGCUCCAACAGCCGGGAGGAUGGACCGGCGGAGCAGCCGUCGGUAGCGCUCUGUUUUCGGUGAAGGAGCUCCAGGAUGAGCGUAGCGCUGCAGGACCUCCGGAACACCAUGUCCAGCUACAAGAGGGCCACUCUGGAAGAGGACGAAGUGUCAGACGUUGCGGCUGAGGCGGCCUCGUCUCCGGACAGAGUGGAGUUGGGUUUCAGGAAGACGGGUGUGGACGUUCUGGGCAGAAGAACCAGGCUGGAGUUUGUGCUGUCGUUCCUGCUGCUCACCACCCUGCUGGCUCUGCUAGGCUGUUUGCUGGCCCUUGGACUGGGUCUCGGCCCAGGCACUGGGCGUGGCCUGUGCCUUACGGAGGCGUGUGUGAAGGUGGCCAGUCAGAUGGUGGAGGCCAUGGAUCGCAGCGUUGACCCCUGCCAGGACUUCUACCAGUUUGCCUGCGGGGGCUGGAUGCGGAAGAACCCACUUCCUGAUGGACGCUCGCGCUGGUCCACCUUCAACAGCAUCUGGGAGCAGAAUCAAGCGCUCCUCAAGCACUUGCUGGAGAACGGGACGUUUAACGGCAGCAGCGAGGCAGAGAAGAAGACUCAGUCCUAUUACCUGUCCUGUCUCAAUACCCAAAGGAUUGAGGAACUUGGGGCACAGCCUCUCAUCGACCUCAUCACCAAGAUUGGGGGCUGGAACAUGACAGGCCCCUGGGAGAAGGACAACUUCAUGGAGGUUCUGAAGACGGUUUCGGGGCCGUACCGAGCGCAGCCAUUCUUCAGCGUGGGAGUCAGCGCCGACCCAAAGAACUCCAACAGCAAUGUCAUCCAGGUGGACCAAUCAGGGCUCUUCCUGCCGUCCCGGGACUAUUACCUCAACAAGACAGCCAAUGAGAAGGUCUUAUUGGCGUACCUGGACUACAUGGUGGAACUAGGCAUGCUGCUGGGGGGGGCCAGGACCUCCACCCAACUUCAAAUGCAGCAGAUUCUGGACUUUGAGACGGCCCUGGCCAACAUCACCGUUCCGCAGGACCAACGUCGAGAUGAAGAGAAGAUCUACCACAAAGUGACCAUCUCCGAGCUGCAGACGCUGGCGCCGGCAGUCGACUGGCUGGACUUCCUCUCGUCGUCUUUGUUGCCCCUGGAGCUGAAUGACAGCGAACCCGUCGUCGUCUACGCCCGAGAAUAUCUGCAACAAGUCUCGGAACUCAUCAACCGGACGGAGCACAGUCUGUUGAAUAAUUACAUGAUAUGGACGCUGGUUCAGAAGAGCGUCGCCAGUCUGGACCAACGUUUUGAGAACGCUCAGGAUAAAUUACUGGAAAGUCUGUACGGGACGAAGAAGUCGUGCACGCCGCGCUGGCAGACGUGUAUCGGGAACACUGACGACACUCUGGGCUUUGCACUGGGGGCACUCUUUGUCAAAGCCACCUUUGACAAGCACAGCAAGGAAAUUGCUGAGGAGAUGAUUAACGAAAUCCGUGCCGCAUUCAAACAAGCUUUGGACCGACUCAACUGGAUGGAUGACGACACAAGACAAGCUGCUAAAGACAAGGCCGAUGCCAUUUACGACAUGAUCGGCUUCCCAGAAUUCAUCAUGGACGCUAAAGAACUGGACGAUGUUUAUGACGGCUAUGACGUUUCAGAGGACAGUUUCUUCCAGAACAUGCUGAACUUCUACAACUUCUCUUCAAGAGUCAUGGCUGACCAAUUGAGGAAGACUCCCAACAAAGACCAGUGGAGCAUGACUCCGCCCACAGUCAACGCCUACUACAUGCCGACAAAGAAUGGCAUCGUCUUCCCAGCUGGGAUUCUUCAAGCUCCUUUCUACGCUCGAGAUCAUCCCAAGGCUUUGAACUUCGGGGGCAUCGGGGUGGUCAUGGGUCACGAGCUCACGCACGCCUUUGACGACCAAGGUCGCGAGUACGACAAGGAGGGCAACCUGAAGCCGUGGUGGCGCAACUCAUCAGUGGAAGCCUUCCGCCAGAGGACCGAGUGCAUGGUGGACCAGUACAACGGCUACACCGUCAAUGGCGAGCACGUCAAUGGGAAACAGACUCUGGGAGAAAACAUCGCCGAUAAUGGAGGCUUGAAGGCCGCCUAUCACGCCUACCAGACGUGGGUCCACAAGAACGGAGAUGAGAAGAGACUUCCCGCUGUGAACCUGACCAACGACCAGCUCUUCUUCGUUGGUUUUGCUCAGGUGUGGUGCUCGGUUCGAACACCAGAGAGCGCCCACGAGGGCUUGGUGACCGACCCACACAGCCCGCCUCGCUACCGCGUAAUCGGCACACUCACUAACUCCCCCGACUUUAGCCGCCAUUUCAACUGCCCUUCGGGAACGCCCAUGAACACUGGAAGGCGCUGCGAGGUCUGGUAGAACUUUUGUUAGCGUUGAGGCUGAUCAGUCUUGUCUUCAUGAACUUGACGAGUUAACGAGGUGUUGACGAAAGCAGCUACGUAAUUCACUUCCUGUCUGGAAACAAGAUGGACGCAGUGGAGUUCGCCUUGUUGGACUGAUGAAGAUGGCAAUGAAGCCCAGAGAUUUGAUUUCCGUUCAUACUUUCAUGUAACUUGCUCUGCCUGAUGACAUCACUGUGAUGAUGACCUCUGAAAAUAUGAACUCUUACAGCCUGA